CUACAUUUCUGUGUGAGCCCAAGUUUUCUUCAUAUGCUUCAAGCAAAACAACACAUAACAACAGAUUGAAUGCAGAAGGAGCAUAGACUUCUUCCCAAGACUCUUGGUGGAAGGACGCGGCAGAAGAAGGGAGUCCUUGGAGCCAGCCAGGCUCAGCCUGGAGCCAGCUUCCGGAGCAGCGGCUGCCGGCGGUCGGGCGGUGAAGAGCCUCGGGCGCGGCCUCGCCUCCCCGGCCGGGCGCCCGCAUCAGCACCGCGGAUAGCACAGCGGCAGUCGCCAGUACCUAGGCGUCCUCCGGCCCUCCAACUAGCCGGGCCCGCGGCGUCCGCAUCAGCACCGCGGACAGUGCCCCGGGCCCCAUCUCGCCGCGGCCAGCCCACCUGCUUCCCGAGUCAGCACCGCGGACAGCCCCCGUUCACCGGCCUCGCAGCAGGCUCGGAGUGGUCAGCGCCCCUGGAACAUGGCCACUGA
Messenger RNA from Suricata suricatta (meerkat), 471 nucleotides. RefSeq names its product translation initiation factor IF-2-like. The record is from RefSeq and is a predicted model, not a curated record. Bases 70 to 471 code for a protein of 133 amino acids. NCBI's taxonomy places the organism in Eukaryota, Metazoa, Chordata, Mammalia, Carnivora, Herpestidae. The transcript is spliced from 3 exons.